This is a messenger RNA of Pocillopora meandrina, 5052 nucleotides long. The record is from the annotation of a GenBank genome assembly. Lineage: Eukaryota; Metazoa; Cnidaria; Anthozoa; Scleractinia; Pocilloporidae.
AUGUCGGUGGAUUCAGCUUCAGAUCAUCACAGGAGAUGCUUUUCAGGAAAGCCUGAGCAAGACUCCUGUUGGUCUUGGGUUGUGUGCUUGGCAUGUGCUGCUUCCAAUAGUUUGGUCAGUGGAAUUGUUAAUAGCUAUGGUAUCAUGUUUCCAUUUUUGUUAGAAGAAUUUCAACAAGGGAAGGCUUUGACAGGUUAGUCAUUUCCUCAGCACUGUAUCAAGCAGUCAUCCUGUAUUAAACCUUUAGCUCCCAUGAGUGACCAAGACAGAAUUUCUCCUUACAAUAUAAAUACAAUAUCAACCAGAUAAGUAAUAAGAAUAAAGAAUAAUAUCAAUUUGGGGAUAAUUAGUCGAUCCAAUACUAAAAUCUCUGAACUAACAUAAUAAGAAUUGUAUGGUUGACAGAGAGGAGAAUUACAAAUUUGAUCUGGGAGUUAAAGGGUUAAGCACUCAGUUGUCUGGAAGUUCUGAGAUUUUUUUCCCCUUAUGUACUGUUAUUUUUUUACCUCUAUUAACUCCCAGAUCAAAUCUCUCAUUCUCCUUACUGUCAACAAUACAAUUCUUAUAAUGUUAGGUCAGAGAAUUUGGUAUAGGAUCAACUAAUUAACCCUGAAAUUGCUAUUUUUCUUUAUUCUCAUUACUUAUCUGGUUGAUAUUGUAUUGAUAUUGUAAGGAGAAAUUCUGUCUUGGUCACUAAUGGGAGUUAAAAUGUUAACCCUUUGCAUUCUAACAUCAGUAUGCAUAUCCUCCAUUUUACUGUUCUCUAAACAUUUCCGACAUGGAGAAUUUGUCUAACAAUCAAGAGCUUCUUAUGUUGGUGAUCAUUUCCUUUAUUCUCCUGACCUUAAUAUUUAAUUCAGGGGUGAUAUGGUAAGGAAAAAUUAGAUGCCAGUCACUCUUAAAAUAAAAAUACAAAUACAAGUACAGGUAAGGAUAGAAAGAAAUUAAAUUUAUCUUUCCCACUGAAAAUGUUUGUUUAUAUAUUUUUUCCUCAGCUCUUGCUGGGUCAAUAGCAAUGGUUGGCAAUGGACUUUUUAGCCCAAUAGUAGCAAAAGUGUACCAUCGAGUUGGACCACUCAAGACAACUAUAAUUGGGCUCUUUAUCUGCUGUGUGGCCCUUCUAUUAACGUCUCAGGGACCCAACAUGCACCUCAUUUUAGUUACUUAUGGUGUCCUUUUCGGUUUUGGUUCAUGUUUUGUAUUUUUCACCCCAUAUCUUGUAAUACCUCUCUGUUUUGUCAAAAGACGGGCUCUUGCAUUGGGACUUCUGGCCACUGGUCCUGGUGGAGGUUUGUUUAUAAUGAGCCCCAUUCUGGAAGCCCUUCUUGUUGGGUACCACUGGAGGAAAACAUACGUGAUCCUCGCUGGCAUAAUGGCUUUGGCUUUACCCUUUCUUUGUACUCUUGGGCACAUUCCUGAACAAGAUGAUGAGCAAGUGCUUGAUCAAGUUGAUCAAAAAGAAACACGUUGUAAAAGGCUGUUUUCAACUCUCAAGAAUAAGCGAUAUGUCAUCAUUAUGGUGUCCAUGUUCGCAUAUUUUGCAGCGCAUUACAUUCCUCUCAUUCAUAUAGUGAGUCCAGUCUAGUUUAAUUAUUUUCAGUAGUGUCUGGUUCUUUUAGGGAGCAGCUACGCACCUCUGUCCCCAAAUAGGUCUUUCAGAAAUUAUGAAGGGAAUAGGGGUUUUGAAAGACAUAAAUUUUAUAAGGACUCAUGAGGUAAAACUGAGAUUUUCUUCGGAUAUGUUAGGGGGGGGGGGGUUGGGUUUGAUAUGCGUCCCAAAUACAUUGUGUGGGAGGUAAGGUAAUGACAGCAUGUAGGAGUGAUUCGCGUCGGUACACGUCACUUUAUCCUGAUGUCUGUAGGCACAGGAGACCCAAGUAUUACGGUUACAUCUGUUUCAUCACUGCCCUGGGGAUGAUGUUUAUGAAAUAAAUCACCACUUUGACCUGCAGGUGAAAUUCAAGAGAAUAAUCGAUCCUUGCAUGAGAUCUGCGAUAUGAGUAAUUGCUGAAAGAAGCCCGAAAGAUUCAGGCUUCGACGGGACUCGAACCCAUGCCUCCCAGUUGCGCUCAAAUGGUAUCUGCUAAUAGUGGGAGGCGCGGUGGCCUCAUGGUUAGUGCGCUCGACUUCGGAUCGGGUGGUCCGGGUUCGAGCCCUGGCCGGGGUCAUUGUGUUGUGUUCUUAGGCAAGACACUUUACUCUCACAGUGCUUCUCUUCACCCAGGUGUACAAAUGGGUACCUGCAAAUGUGCUGGGGGUAGUAGAGUAGCAAUACUCCUAGCCGCUUCAUGCUAAGAAAACCGGAGUUAAGCACCGGCCCCAUGGGCCACCUGGGCCCGUAUAAAGGCUUUACUUUUACUUACUACUUUUGAUGCUACUGCGUAAAUUAAACCUCACUUGAGAGGAUUAUUUCCUCAUUUUGAACAUUUCUUCUAUUAAAUGUUAUUAAACAGCAGGGUGUAUGCUGGAAAAACUGUCGCAUUAAGAAACCAAUAGGAGGAAAUGUGUGGGAUUUAACGAAAGAAAAUAGCUUAUCCCGUUUCAGUCGCGUUUUUCUGCGCGCUGACUUUCUGUGAUGCGUUUUUCUUGUAAAUUAUUACUUAGUAAUAACAUGAUUUCGUUUGCAAUUUUGUGUAAAUAAGCUAUUAUGAUUUUUUCAAAGACUACAAAUUGCUCUACGGGCUCUUGCAAUUUUGUUGUCUUUUAAAUAUUUAUUCUCGCUUAGUAACACCAAAUUGCACUCGAAAUCGUGUUGUUACCUAUACUUAUGAAAGAAAAGUUAGGGUUUACACAAAAUGUGUUUUGUUCCCUUUUACAGGCCCGCUACUGUGAGGAAGUUGGUAUGCCAGUGACAAAGGCCUCUCGCCUUUAUCUAUACAGUGGGCUGGCGUCAUUACUUAUCCGGCCGGUGAUUGGUCGGCUGUGUGACAUUAAGGGGAUUGAUGCCUGUUUCAUUUAUCAGUUGGCAGGCGCCAUUAAUGGAGUCGCGACGUUAUUGUUACCGCUGGCCACGAAAUAUUUUCAUUUCGUUGUAUACUCAGUAGUUUGGGGAUUUGCUGAUGGAGCUAUAGGCUGCGCCGUGUGUGUUGCCAUCAUCGGCUGUUUUUCAGACAAACAAGGAGCUACUGCAUUGGGGAUUAGUUUUUCAGUCAUUUGUGUUAUAGCAGCCGUCGGCCCUGCGCUUGGAGGUAUGUUCAGAAGAAAAUAAUUGAAAGCAGCUGAAUAAGAAAAUUUUCCUAGAGCCCAUAAAGCAAACUGGUAUAUAAUUGUUUUUGCUUUAUGUCAACCUAUGAAUUCCCUCCAAAAACUUGUGCCACGUCCUCGACCAUUCAGAUGCAAUCUAAACCAGUCAUAUGCGAAGUUAAAUUCAAGUGAUCGCAUUUCGCGCGUUUUCCAACCUGUGUGGUUUCCUCGGCUUCGGAACGCCUUUUUAACCCUUUAACUCCCAAAAUCUCAUUAGUAAUUCUCCUUACUAUCUCCCAUACAGUUCUUGUCAUGUUAGUUUGGAGAAUUUGGUAUUGGAUCAACUUAUAAUCCCCUAACUUAAACUUUUCUUUAUUCUCAUCACUUGUCUGCUUGAUAUUGUAUUGAUACUGUAAGGAGAAAUUCUGUCUUGGUCACGCAUGGGAGUAAAAAGGUGAAGUGAUUCGCAAACAAUUGUUACUUACUUGACAAGUUAAUUUGUUUUCGAUUAAGUGUCAUGAAACUGAAAGCAAAUUUAUCACAACAGCAAAUCGGAAGAAAGGAAAAUACUUGAACUCAAAGUAAAAGCAACCAAAAUUUCGAGAAAACGCGAGUGGCCAAGUCGUGAUUAGUUUUAGUUUUGCAUCUGAUUGGUUGAGAGAGUGGUGCCAGUUUUCUGGACCAAUCACAGAGCGAAGCAAACUCUUCGCAAGAUUCAGAAGACAAACUUUAUCCAGGGGUAUGGAUGAAGUAAUAUUUCAAUAAUGAAUUGAUAAAUCAUGAAUGGAUUCUUUGAGGUACACUUAACCUUUCUUUAACAUUGUUUUCAUCCUUAUUUUUCUUCCCUUGUAUUUAGGUCUGAUGGCAGAUGAGUUGGGGUCAUAUGUUCCAGUAUUUUACAUGACGGGAGUUAUACUUCUUGUAGGUUCCGCUGUCAUUUUCCUACUCCCUUUUUUCAAGCCAGAAAACGCAAGACAUGCGACAAAAUCAGACGAGAGACUCCUCGUAGUGGAAAAAUGUACAGUAGUUUGAUGGCAUGAAUUCUAGAAAUAAUAACUUUUUCUAUUGGGUAGUUUUUCUUUUCCCAAUUAACCCCUCUCUGCUUUCCAUAAAACGCAACCCUCCUUGAUUAUUAUAGUUCCUUUGGGGAAUCAUAAAUCUGUUGCGCUAUUGGAAUUGUCCUAGUCCUCUAAAUUGAAUUUUUCGGAUUUUCAGCACAGCGGUGGUUUUCUCGAGCCAUUCGCACCAUUUAGUAUAACGAACUCAACAGCACUAUUAACAUAAGUCUCAUAAACGAGAAGUAAUCCCUCCCUCACACUGCGUACAUCUCUUUCGUCAUGAUAGAGGUUUACUUCUCGGUCUUCUCGCUUAUGCAUCGUAGUCUCGUUUUUAAGCCUCUUUUCACGGUUGAGACUAGGCUCCUCCCCUCGGGAAAACAGCGGUAAUCGAGCUCAGUUUUAGCACUCCCGCAAACGCGUCUCGUCAGCGUAUUUCUUGAAAUUGUAUCAGUCUUUCACUUUUCAAAAACGAGGGAAAUAUUAAGUCUAGCAAACCUUGAUGAAAUCAAACCUAUUGCAGGAAAUCUAGUUUUAAGUAUGCAAAUUUACAUCGACUAAGCCUAAAUCCACCGCCUAAAUUGUAGCCAGCGAAUAGAGUAUAAAGAACAAAUUAAACGACGUUUACGGGCAGCACUAAGUCGAAGGCGAUGCAUGGGAAAGCCAAAACUGAGCUCACUAGUUCAGUAAUUUUGUUUGUUGCUCCGGCGGUAUGGAAAUUAAACUUAGACAAAAAAUUUUUUAAAGAAUAAUAAUACAUAGAUACUGGGUUCUUACUACAAUGGAUAACUUAGGUCAGUAUUAUCAUGCUGGU